CUAGCAGCUGAUCCAAUUGGCAUGUGGCAUCACGUUUCUGUCUGGGCGACUGGUGACAUGUCACCUGACUGACGUCUGUGUACGAAUUUCCCGGCGGGAACUGCGAUCCAUGACUAGCAGGCUAUGUUUAUACUUACAUAUUUGAUGAUAUUUGUGAUAUUAUUUUACGUUAAAACUAUCGGAUUGAAUGACAUUGACGAGAGUGAUGACGGCGAUCCUGGAUGGGGUUUAUUUGUCUCAGUUUCACAAGGAUAUGACGAGUAUCCAAGCUACAACAUUGGGCAUUGGACCCAGCAGCUACAUCUCCAACAUUGUGCGUUCGUUGAAAUUGGUGAAGAAUUUUGCGCCUUAUUCGUCGAACUUCGGAGCAUUCCAGUGGAGUCAAAAGUCUCUGACAGUUCUGAAGUCGGCGAGUUUUUUCUUGGCAUAUGUAAGUGCGCCACUGUUCGUUCUUGGAUUCUGUGUUCUGAUCAGCUGAUGCGACGGAGAAAAUCAGACUGUGUUUUCACGGAAGCUAUACCAUCGGCCAAUACCAGCGCACGCGUUCACAGAAGAUUAUGCGACGUAACACUGCUUACUAGAUAUGCCAAACCCUGCAAUUGCUCCAUACCAAUGGCCAAUCAACAACUUUAUCGGACUGAAGGGUUUCCAACUUGUUUCCGUACACCCCUACCAGAAUCUCUGUGUUCACCACGAGGAGUUUGCGGAGUGGCUCAAUGUUAUGCCACGACAAUUAGAGGAAUUCAUUCUCCACAAUGCGAUCCAGAAUGUCAUGAAAAACAGCCGUUUUGCGAAGAGUUUGGCCCAUGGACCUCGAUCCCUCCUGAAAUAACGUCUGUUUGGUCCCAUUGGUCUGCUCCAAUUUGUGAAAAUAGGGACGGUAGAAUUUUCUCAACAGCAACCGCGAUAUGCCGUAAUCAGCUCACAGGUAAACCAGCCAUUGACUGUAUCGGUCCAGGUUCAUUUUGCUGCCCAGCGGACACCAAGAGGUGUACUUGCAUUGUUCGGAAUGAAGAUGGCAUCUUGAAAGCUACUCGCAUAAUUGAAUUUGCACCUUGUCUAAUUAAUCUGAAAAAAGACAGUGCUAGGUCUUCUAGUAAAGCUCAUUCACGACGCCAAAAAAAUCACAAAUCAAGAUAUGAAUCCGAUCACUUGUAUCAGGAAAGACUGGGGCAACGUAUUAGAUAUCUGUCUGAUAUCGAAGCUGAGAAUCCCGGAAGCCCUUUGCGUAGGCGUUUGAUGUUUUCGAGCUACAAUUAUUUGGAAGAACACAGUUCAACUCCAGACACAGAUGCAGAGCUUGGACCUCCAGAAAUUAAACUUGUUGCUGAAAGUGAUAACGAUAAUGUUGAUAAUGGCGACAAUGACGAUACUAAAAAUAAUAGCGAAAGUGACGAUAAUUACGAAAUUGCCGACAAUGACGAUAAUGACGACAAUGACGAUGAUGACGACAAUGACGAUAAUGACGACAAUGACGAUAAUGACGAUAAUGACGAUAGUGACGAUAAUGACGAUUAUACCGACAAUGCCGAUAAUUCCGAUACUGGCGAUGACAAUGAAGACAAUUAUCAAGAAGACGAGACCAACGACCCAAACGAGGAUGAUGAUGGUGAAUUGAACGAAAAUGAGGAUGAUGAUUCAGAUGACACGGAGUCUCAGGAGUUUGGGGACUAUGAUGAUUUUUCAGACGAUGAGGAAGAUGAAGGUCAUGGUGACGGUGAUUACAAUUUGGAGAUUUCAAGCGUAGCGGUAACUGGACGAAUUUUACCACCCUGUUUGUAUUAUUUUCUGUUAACUUAUAUCUGUGUUGCUCCAGUUUACUUAAUCUGAGUUAUGCAGCUUACUUUGUACAUAAUAAACACAUUAAGUGUAAGC
Messenger RNA from Diprion similis, 1875 nucleotides. RefSeq lists its product as uncharacterized. The transcript has 8 exons. The record is from RefSeq and is a predicted model, not a curated record. NCBI's taxonomy places the organism in Eukaryota, Metazoa, Arthropoda, Insecta, Hymenoptera, Diprionidae. Bases 124 to 1830 code for a protein of 568 amino acids.